Messenger RNA from Penicillium griseofulvum, 1098 nucleotides. RefSeq names its product putative integral membrane protein Pth11-like. The transcript is spliced from 6 exons. Lineage: Eukaryota; Fungi; Ascomycota; Eurotiomycetes; Eurotiales; Aspergillaceae. Bases 1 to 1098 code for a protein of 365 amino acids. The record is from RefSeq and is a predicted model, not a curated record.
AUGGCCGAUAUCAAUGGAUCUCAAGGCCCGGUAGUCGAAGGUGUCUGUGUGGCAUUUGCCAUCUUGACCUUUAUUGUUUUGGCUCUUCGUCUCUUUUCACGUAUUUGUGUCUUGGGUCAAAUGGGUCUUGAUGAUUAUCUCAUUAUUGGCGCUUGCAUACUGUCGUGGUCAUUUAUUGCGGUCACGAUUGUCGCGGUCAAAUAUGGACUUGGAAAACACAUUGUGGAUGUCGACCCGACUAAGCUCGUCGACUAUGCUUUUGUCGUCUGGUUGAGUUCGAUGUUCUAUCUUGCAACACUUGGAUUCAUCAAAACUUCCGUCCUAUGGUUCUAUACUCGCCUCGGAGAUCGCUAUCUCACUCGUCUAUCCUGGAUUAUGAUGGGAGUUAUUGUAGCACAGGCAACCUCAUUUGUUCUCGUUGCUGCAUUCCAGUGUCGACCCAUUAGCAUGGCCUGGACUGGCACUGGACCCGGGAAAUGCGUCACCAUCAACCUGUUCUACCUGUGCAACGCUGCCUUGAACAUUGUCACCGAUAUAUUGACUUAUACCUUACCCAUCAAGGUAAUCUUCGGUCUGCAGAUGCCUCGGAAACAGAAGCUUAUUCUGGCCUUUAUCCUCUGUCUUGGUCUUUUCGCUUGUGUCUCCUCGAUCAUCCGAAUCACCUACAUCCCUACCAUGCUUACCUCAAAAGACUCCACCUACGCCAUCAGCGGUGCCAUGUACUGGUCGGUUAUCGAAACCAACGUCGGUAUCUUCGCUGCCUCGAUCCCAUCAUUCAAAGCAAUUGCCUCCCGCUUCGUGCCCCGCUUCAUUGGCGAAUAUAACAGCGGGAAGAAAUACGGCGCCUGGUCAAGCAACAACGCUUCCCCGCGGUAUCCAUCAGGAUUUGGCAAGGUGACGGAUCCCAACAGCCUCACUAUGGACACAAUCCACUGCAAGGAGGAUGGUACCAUGGGUAUCAAAAUUGGCGCCACCAGCAACUCCAGCGAGGAACGCAUUAUCCCCCAAGGCAAGAUCUUCACCCACACGGAGAUCGAGACUACAUUUGAAAGAAAUGAUCGUGCAAGUUCAUCAUCUCUCGAGCGGGCUCGUCAGUGA